Molecule: messenger RNA, 867 nt
Organism: Procambarus clarkii (red swamp crayfish)
Lineage: Eukaryota; Metazoa; Arthropoda; Malacostraca; Decapoda; Cambaridae
Product: fibrous sheath CABYR-binding protein-like
Source: RefSeq, a predicted model, not a curated record
AUGUGUGUAAUUGUACACACAUGCCAUCCGCCACAUCCGCCAAAUUGUUUUUAUUCGCCAGCUCCUAGCGCCCAAGAGGCUCCUAGCGCCCAAGAGGCUCCUAGCGCCCAAGAGGCUCCUGGUGCCCAAGAGGCUCCUAGCGCCCAAGAGGCUCCUGGCGCCCAAGAGGCUCCUAGCGCCCAAGAGGCUCCUGGCGCCCAAGAGGCUCCUAGCGCCCAAAAGGCUCCUGGCGCCCAGAGCUCCUACGCCCAAAAGGCUCCUGGCGCCCAAGAGGCUCCUGGCGCCCAAGAGGCUCCUAGCGCCCAAGAGGCUCCUAGCGCCCAAGAGGCUCCUGGCGCCCAAGAGGCUCCUACCGCCCAAGAGGCUCCUGGCGCCCAAGAGGCUCCUAGCGCCCAAGAGGCUCCUAGCGCCCAAGAGGCUCCUGGCGCCCAAGAGGCUCAUGGCGCCCAAGAGGCUCCUAGCGCCCAAGAGGCUCCUAGCGCCCAAGAGGCUCCUGGCGCCCAAGAGGCUCCUAGCGCCCAAGAGGCUCCUAGCGCCCAAGAGGCUCCUGGCGCCCAAGAGGCUCCUGGCGCCCAAGAGGCUCCUAGCGCCCAAGAGGCUCCUGGCGCCCAAGAGGCUCCUAGCGCCCAAGAGGCUCCUAGCGCCCAAGAGGCUCCUGGCGCCCAAGAGGCUCCUAGCGCCCAAGAGGCUCCUAGCGCCCAAGAGGCUCCUGGCGCCCAAGAGGCUCCUGGCGCCCAAGAGGCUCCUAGCGCCCAAAGGCUCCUAGCGCCCAAGAGGCUCCUAGCGCCCAAGAGGCUCCUAGCGCCCAAGAGGGCUCCUGGCGCCCAAGAGGCUCCUAGCGCCCAAGAGGCUCCUAGCGCCCAAUAG